Molecule: messenger RNA, 1660 nt
Organism: Diorhabda carinulata
Lineage: Eukaryota; Metazoa; Arthropoda; Insecta; Coleoptera; Chrysomelidae
Product: 7-methylguanosine phosphate-specific 5'-nucleotidase-like
Exons: 6
Coding region: 250-1155 (301 amino acids)
Cellular component (GO): cytoplasm
Molecular function (GO): 5'-nucleotidase activity; magnesium ion binding
Source: RefSeq, a predicted model, not a curated record
AGAUAAUUCAAUUUAAAUAACAAACAGGGGAAUAAUCAUGCUUUGUAAUCACCUAUUGGAUCAAACAGUGAUUACAUCGCUCAGUAUGACGUGGUUAUCAAAGGGAUUCGCCGGAUGAAAUUUUAAAAAUUGACUUUGAUAAUACAAUACAUUAGUUGAUGAACGAUGUCAGUCUUUCGAAUUGUCAUACGGAUGUAUUGAGGUUAAGCAAAAUUGUUGCAAGUUUUUGGUAGGAAAGUCAAAUUAGAAAUGAAAAAUUUUGUUUGGGAAAUCGAAGAACUUAGUAGACCACAUGUACAUAUUAAAGAUAAAAAUGUAGUCAACCAAAAACUUAGUAGAUUAAUUGAAGAUGGAUUUAAAAAAUUGCAAGUUGUUUCAGAUUUCGAUAAAACCUUAACCAAACAACAUGAAAAUGGAAAACUCCAUCUAAGCAGUUUUGCUAUGUUCAGUACAUGUCCAUCUGUUACACAAGAGCACAAAGUAACAGCCGAUGAACUAAACAGAAAAUAUGCACCUUAUGAAGUAGAUCCCACGAUCCCUCAAGAUGUAAAAGUGCAACUUAUGAUUGAAUGGUGGACUAAAUCAGAAGAAAUCCUUAAAGGUUUAUCUGUAUCCAAGGAUGAGAUUGAAAGAGUUUGUGGAGAAUUAUGUCCUUCAUUAAGAGAUGGGACGAAAGAAUUGUUUGAAUCUUUAGAAGCAAAUAAUGUACCGAUUUUAGUUUUUUCUGCUGGGCUAGGGGAUACAGUAGUAGCAGUUCUUAAACAUUGUCAAGUUUAUCUAUCAAAUGUUGAGGUAGUAUCUAAUUUUUUGAAGUACAACAAUAAUGGUAUCAUUGAAGGAUUCCAAAAUCUGGUCAUUCACAUAUACAACAAAAAUGAGGUGGCCAUCAAAGGUACACACUUCUAUCACAGAAUAAUGGAUAAAGAGAAUGCUCUUUUGAUGGGUGAUUCCUUAGGAGAUGCCAGUAUGGUGGAUGGUAUGGAAAAUGUGAAAGAGGUUCUUAAAAUUGGAUUUUUAUAUGAAAGGAGUGAAGAAUCUUUGCCGAGUUAUAUGGAUACAUUUGAUAUAGUCUUGGUAGAUGAUCAGACAAUGGAUAUACCAAGGGCAAUAAUAGAUUUAAUUAAAUCAAAACAAAUACAAGGUGAUUGCAUCUAACAUUUUUAACAAAUACAUAAUUUAAAAAAAAAUCUUUUAUUUAUUUUAUUGACAUUUUUUCAUUGUUGCUAUAUUUGCUGUUGUUUAAAUAAAUCGUAUUCUUUGGUUUUUUUAAUUUAGAACUGAAUAUAUCUUUUUUUAAACCCUAUAUAUUAUACAAUGUGAAGGACAAUAAGUAUUUGGUGUGACUGUUAAAAGAAACAUACAACGAAUGUUUCCUAUAAACAUAUCCCUAUAUAAUCCCAACUAUUUUGGUUGAAUAAUACUGAUACUAAUUGUUUACCCCAUUUUAUUUAAUGUUUAUAAACUCCUGGACAAAAUUAAUUCACCAUUUCAAUUGAUGUAGAUAUUUACAAUAUAAACACAGUUACAAUGAAAUAAUAAUGAACACUUACAAAUUAGUCGAAUAUGAUAUUAACAUAACCUUAAUUUGCCUUAUUUUUUCCAUAAAAGUUUGUUUUUGCUGGAAAAGCUAUCAUACCUCCAAAAUGAAAAAAAAAAGAAG